CGCGCGGGCGCAGACCGCCUGGGCUCCACCCAGUGCCUGCGCUGCCUCAUCACCUUCCCCGACGCCGCCUUCGCCGCCCGGCACGCCAAGCGCGAGCACCCGCAGGACUUCGUGGCGGCGGCGCUGCGCGGGGCCCUCUUCGUCUGCUUCGUCUGCGCCCGCCCCUUCGCCUCCUCCCGCGCCCUCCUCCGCCACCAGCGGGGUCACGGCGGCCCCCCCCCGGGGGGGGCCCGGCCGCCCCCCGUCGCGGCCCCCCCCGCCUACGCCUGCACCGAGUGCGGCCGCGCGUUCGCCCGGGAGGGGGCCCUGCACCGGCACUACAUCCGGCACGCGCGGGGGGA
Oxyura jamaicensis (ruddy duck) is the source of this 341-nucleotide messenger RNA. It is a transcript of the gene ZNF576, whose product is annotated as zinc finger protein 576. The transcript is spliced from 2 exons. Gene Ontology annotation, biological process: regulation of DNA-templated transcription. The record is from RefSeq and is a predicted model, not a curated record. The annotation marks the transcript as partial. Gene Ontology annotation, molecular function: RNA polymerase II cis-regulatory region sequence-specific DNA binding; DNA-binding transcription factor activity, RNA polymerase II-specific. NCBI's taxonomy places the organism in Eukaryota, Metazoa, Chordata, Aves, Anseriformes, Anatidae.